Messenger RNA from Pseudophryne corroboree (corroboree frog), 1871 nucleotides. It is a transcript of the gene GORASP2, whose product is annotated as golgi reassembly stacking protein 2. The transcript has 10 exons. Gene Ontology annotation, biological process: Golgi organization. NCBI's taxonomy places the organism in Eukaryota, Metazoa, Chordata, Amphibia, Anura, Myobatrachidae. The record is from RefSeq and is a predicted model, not a curated record. The coding region runs from base 109 to 1386 and encodes 425 amino acids. Gene Ontology annotation, cellular component: Golgi apparatus. Gene Ontology annotation, molecular function: protein binding.
GCGCUCUCCCAGCAUCCUCCGGGCCUAGCCGUUUGCCACGUAACAAGCUGCUGCCGCUCUGUGCGCCCGUCACAGGGACCGGGGAUCACCGGCUGAGGGGGCUGCAUUAUGGGGGGCUCGCAGAGCGUGGAGAUCCCGGGAGGAGGCACAGAGGGCUAUCAUGUCCUGCGGGUACAAGAAAAUUCCCCCGGACACAGAGCGGGGCUGGAACCGUUCUUUGAUUUUAUUGUUUCUAUUAAUAGUCUCCGAUUGAAUAAGGACAAUGACACACUCAAGGAUCUGCUAAAAGCCAGUGUCGAGAAGCCUGUGAAGAUGGUGGUGUACAGCAGCAAGACACUGGAACUGAGGGAGACGACGGUAACACCCAGCAAUAUGUGGGGAGGACAAGGUUUGCUGGGAGUCAGUAUACGAUUCUGCAGCUUUGAUGGAGCUAAUGAGAAUGUAUGGCACGUGCUGGAGGUAGAGCCGAACUCGCCUGCAGCUUUAGCUGGUCUGAGACCGCACACAGACUACAUCAUUGGAGCAGACACUGUAAUGAAUGAGUCAGAAGAUCUGUUCUCCCUCAUUGAGACACAUGAAGGAAAGCCUUUAAAACUGUACGUUUACAACACUGACACAGACAACUGUAGAGAGGUGGUCAUCACGCCAAACUCUGCCUGGGGAGGAGAGGGCAGCUUAGGAUGUGGUAUUGGUUACGGCUACCUCCAUCGGAUACCUACACGCCCAUUCGAAGAAGGGAAGAAUAUCUCUCUGCCUGGACAACGUCCAGGGGCACCAGCAAGUCCUCUGAAAGAUGGCUUUACAGAGGUCCAGUUGUCAUCUGUAAAUUCCCUGCCUUCAUUACCUGUCAUAACCCCAGGAAUUGAAGCAAGUCUGGCCGGGCUAUCACUCAACUCCAGUUCCCCUGCAGUCACUGGUGCCCUUAACUCAGGUUUACAAACGGUACCUGUAUUAACGCCACAGAUUAACCAUUCCCUCGCCCCUGUUCCCUUAAACCCAGCAGUUUCGCUACCAGGUUUCAUGCCCUUAUCCACUGGACUGCCUACAUUACAGAACAUACCCAAUCUUAACUUGCCUGCUCCCCAUUUAAUUCCCAGACCUGGCUUCCCCGACCUGACGCACAAUGUGUCAAGCUUGCCGCCUAUUGGUCCAUUGCCACCACUGAACUUGCCAGGACUACCUCCCCUUUCGGUAACUCCUCAGUUUUCCACGUUUCCCCUGGCACCUAUUGCAGCUGACCUAGUUCCGUCACUGCUGGACCACAGUCCUGCACCCCCCAUGGAUAACGGGACAUCACCGGCCGAAGACCUAAGCAGCGCAGACUUUCCUGCCACAGCGAAAGUUACAGUCAGCAACGCAGGGGCAGUGGUCUCUGAAUCCUCGUAACAGGGAACAGGCUGGCUUGGUGUAUUUAUUUAGCCACAGAAUGUUUAAAAAUACCGAACACUAGUUUCAUACUAGUAUGUACUUAUGUAGGAGAACUGUAAAUAAAGAGAAGUCUAGUUAUGAAGAAAUAAGGUCAUUGAAGGUGGAAAUUACAGAUGAGGGGAAAUGCCAAACUCCUAUGUGGAUGUAAAUUAUUUUAGCAUAUAAGAAUUUCCAGCCAAAAUGUCUUUAAUAAAAACAGUUAUAGCACGUGCACUCUUAAUGUGUGUGUGGUUCUGUCUCCUCCUGAUCUCUCAUCCACUCCAGUGCUUGCCGAGCCUCUUUAUAAUUGCUGUACGUCAGUAACGUUUGAACAGCUUCUUUGUUCUUGAACAUUUCUGUAAAUGGCAUUCAGUGCGAAAGAUCUGAAAAGAAAAUGUUAUUGGUUUAAGUAAAAGGACUUAAUAUCUGCAUUUUACAUACAGCAAUAAAUUACUGGAAUUUUA